Cannabis sativa is the source of this 3131-nucleotide messenger RNA. Its product is annotated as exonuclease 1. Gene Ontology annotation, molecular function: metal ion binding; 5'-flap endonuclease activity. Bases 1135 to 2916 code for a protein of 593 amino acids. The transcript is spliced from 11 exons. The record is from RefSeq and is a predicted model, not a curated record. Lineage: Eukaryota; Viridiplantae; Streptophyta; Magnoliopsida; Rosales; Cannabaceae.
AUUGAAUGGACCUUAAGAAAAUAAAAAUUAUUAGACCUUUUAUUAAAAACAAUAUGUAGUAUUUUUAAAAAACUAAUAUAGUAUAGGUAAAUUAAUCUUUAAAAUAUUUUUGUAAGCCCACGAGUUGAGUAGACUUUAAGAUUUUUAGGCAUAAGAUUAACCCGCCUUAAUUCCGAAAGUUAGAAAGAACACAAUAUGAUUUUUUUUUAAUGAGGUAAACUUUAUUUAAAUGUAUAAUAUGAAAAUUUUAUCUCAUAGGAUUAGUUAAUAAAAAUAAAAAUAAUAUGUAUCUUAACUCUCUUUGGAGAAAAAAUUAAAGUUUUUCGAUCCUAAAUUUAUAGUGAUCGAAGGUUGUCUUUUUUCUCUGGCCAGGCAUGCGGUUGUAUUUUGCUAGUGCAAUUUGAUUUUUGCUAUUGGGAUUAGCCUUGACUAUGUGACAUAAUUUUGAGCAUUUUCAUAUUGUCUUUGUGAUAUAGUUUUGAGCGUUUUCACAUUGUCUCCAUGAUAUAUUUUUGAGUGUUUUAAUAUUGUCUAUGUGACACGAUUUUGAUUUGUUUUAUUUCGUUGUUGGUUCUUAUUUGUUUUUCGAUAUCUUGUCAUCAAAUCGUUAUUAGUAGUUGGAAAUAAUAAGUUCUCUGCGACUGAAAGUAUUGUUAGUAGUACAGUUACGUAUUUUACACAAUAGUUAAAUGCUCAAAUUAUGAGAUUAAAUAAACCUGUUGUAAUAAUUUCUGUUGUAACUUUUGAGCGAUGAAUAAAAUAAAAUAUAAAUAUUUUUAAGGUUAUGCUAUAAUUUCUUUCAUUUUAUUCUAAAAGAUCUGAGAAUUAGUAGACUAUUAUUUUAGUUGAUUUUCAUUAAUAAAAUUUCAUUAUUUAUUAAAAGAAAAAAAUCUGAGUGUAGAAUGACUGUUUUAUCCUUCAGCAAUCUCAAAAACCAAAAAUGGUAUGAGGCAGCUGAUAAAGUACACGUGGCCGUUUCCCAUUGGUUAACAACAGAGCACCUGUUACUGUUCUCUUGUCUUUUUUAGUCCUCUCCGCCAAUUUCUAUUCUUCCCGCCAUUUUCUCUAAUCAAAACCUUCUCUCUCUCUUUCUCCAUUCCCAAAUCAGUAGCAGCAAAGCAUCCAAAGCCAAAAAUGGGUAUCAAAGAUCUUCUCAGAUUCAUGAAACCUUACAUUGAACCCAUUCACAUCAAGAAAUAUGCUGGAAAACGAGUUGGUAUUGAUGCAUAUUCAUGGCUUCACAAAGGAGCAUAUUCUUGUAGUAUGGAGCUGUGUUUAAACUCAGAUGGUGAGAAGAAAUUGAGAUACAUUGAUUACUUUAUGCAUAGAAUCAAUUUACUUCGACAUCAUAAGAUAACUCCAGUGGUUGUUUUUGAUGGUGGUAACGUACCUUGUAAAUCUACAACUGAGCAAGACCGCCAUAGGAGAAGAAUAAGUAAUCACGAUAUAGCAAUGGCGAAGCUUAGAGAAGGGAAUGUUAGUGCAGCUACUGAGUUCUUUCAGAAAGCCAUAAGUGUUACUCCACAAAUGGCAUAUCAGCUGAUACAGAUUUUGAGAUCAGAGAAUAUCGAAUUCGUGGUGGCUCCAUAUGAGGCUGAUGCACAAUUAGCAUACUUAUCCAAUCUUGAGCCAGAACAAGGUGGAAUUUCAGCAGUGAUUACAGAGGAUAGUGAUCUUAUAGCAUAUGGUUGCGAAGCUAUUUUAUUCAAGAUGGAUCGAUAUGGCAAUGGAGAAGAAAUACUACUAGAUAAUGUUUUCAAUUCUAAGAAGGGUUGUACACCUUCCUUCCAAAAUUUUGAUAAGGAGUUGUUAACUGGUAUGUGUGUUUUAGCUGGGUGUGAUUUCCUACCUUCUGUUCCUAGAAUUGGGAUUGCGAAAUCGUAUGCUAUUGUAUCUAAGUAUCGGAACCUAGACCGUGUUUUAUCUGUUUUAAAACUUGAGAAGGGAUCCCAAAUGCCUGAAGAUUACCCGAAAUCUUUUAGAGAAGCAGUAGCAGUUUUCCAGCAUGCUCAAAUAUAUGAUGUUGACAUGAAAAUGCUCAAGCAUAUGAAACCUCUUUCGGAAAAGCUUCUGCAGUCUCUAGAUGGAGAGCUCGAUUUCCUGGGACCUGAACUCCCUCCAUCAAUAGCUACAGCAAUUGCAGAAGGAAAAAUGGAUCCAAUUAGUAUGGAAGCCUUUGAUCGUAUCCCAAGUUCGAAAUCUCAUACAGCUCCUAUUAGGAUCCAAACUUCAGGUCAGCCACCAAGAGUUGAGGCUCCUAUGGUGUCUGCAAGAGAAAGUUGCUUUGUCACUUUUUCCAAGAAAGCCAAACAGGUUGACAAUACAGAAAACCACAAUAAAGUUCUAAAUGAAAGAAAUUGCACCAACAAAAUUGAAGCCCUUCAAAAAUUAGUAGUGCCAUCAUCAACAAUUCAAGAAACUUUAGUUACUACUUCUACUACAAUGGAAAUUACCAAAAGCCCUUUGAAAUUGAAGGUUCCCAACAACAAUCCAUUCAAGAGAAAAAAUUUGGACCAAACUCAAACUCAUUCAAAUCAAAGAAAGUACCAAAAUUCAGAUUCAACCCAUGUUGAAGAUGUUGAAGUAUCAACUAUGAUCUCUUGUGAUGAUAAAUUAUCUUUAUCAGAAGAAGUUGUUGAAAGUGUUGUUGCUUGUAGGAAAAGAAAACUAGAAGAAACAACCCCAUGUUGUGUAAUUAUCAGUGAAGAAAUUUCUGGGGUGACCCAAGUGGAGAAUUCAGAGGUUUUUGAAUCCCAAGAAAGUGUUAAGUUAAAGAUAAAUAAUAAUAGUGGCAUGAAAAAUAAGAUGAGUGUUGGAAAAAAGAAAGGGGGAGCUAUUAAGACACUAAAGAAUAGUAGUUCCAAUAGUUUAGAUAGUAAAAAGAGUAGUAUUUUAAACUUCUUUUCUCGUGUUUAGUAACUAGUAACUAGUAGUAGUAACUAGUAACCCAAUUUUGCUUUGUAUAAUGUUACUACAAUUUUUUUUGGACUUUUUGGAUGUUUUGACAUAAUUUUUCCAUUGAAAAAGAUUGGAGAAAUUGGGAGGAUUAGGGUAAAUGUACUUUUGAAGAGAGAUUUUGUGAUCUCGAUUUCGGUAGGGAUGUUAAUAUAGUCGACGGUUAUGGAUACUAA